Molecule: messenger RNA, 519 nt
Organism: Kwoniella botswanensis
Lineage: Eukaryota; Fungi; Basidiomycota; Tremellomycetes; Tremellales; Cryptococcaceae
Exons: 4
Coding region: 1-519 (172 amino acids)
Cellular component (GO): endoplasmic reticulum
Source: RefSeq, a predicted model, not a curated record
AUGUCGAGAUUCGCAGGGAGAAGUUUGGAUAAGCUUUGGUUCUGGUUCUGUGCGCCCAUUACCAUCCUACUGGACCUCCAAACGAUCUACCCAAAACAUUGGCUUGCCAAUACCCCCUUACCAGCCCUAUUCGAUUAUUCUAUAUCUCUAGCCAGAGAUCCCAUCUUGGGUGGUGCUCUUUCAGGUUCAAAGGAAUUUAACUGGUUAAGGUACUUUUUGUAUUUGGAAGGCGGGUUUCAAUUACCUUGUUUUGCUAUUGGUGCUUGGGGAUUAUGGAAGAAUGAUAAGAGGGUUUAUCCCCUCCUUCUAGCUUACGGCGCAUCCACAGCUACAACUCUCAUUCCAUGUCUUGGAACGAUAUUCACCGCUAGCCCCACUCCGCCAUUCACAAACAGAGAGAUCAUAACGCUGUUAAGCGAAUAUAUACCGUUCCUGUUGAUUCCGCUGGGUAUGGCAAUUGACAUGGGUGUGAAAUUGGUCAAGAUUGUUGGUAUCGCUCAGGAAAGGAAGAGGGUUUGA